AAUAUGCACCAAUGGCUUGUAUCAUCAAAGAUAUGAUCCAAUCCCCGUUGAUUGGAGGUGGUUUGGGAGCCUCAACCGUGUCAAGUGAAUGUCCAAAGGACUUUCGAUAUCUCUCCAAUGGAUGUUAUUUCCCAUCAACAGAAAUAAUGCCACAAGUCCCUUUUCCGGAUGCGAAUCAAGCUUGUUUGGAACAAGAUCAGAUGUUGUUCCACUUCACUAAUCAAGAUCAAGCAUUGGUUCUCAAUGAAUUUUUCGCUACUUUGUUUCCGAAUACGUCCAAUGUCAAUAUCUGGUUGGGCAUUGUCCGAGGUGCUGGUUCCAAAUGGGUGUCAAAAAGGACCAUGGCUAAUGUUCCCUACCAUCAAUCAUAUUGGGCAUCAAAUGAACCCUCAGCAACAGGUGGAGAUUGUGCUGUGGCCGAUCAAGCACUCAAUUUCCAAUGGCGAUCCACACCCUGUUCAGAGAGUCACUCGCAUUUAUGUGGACCAAGUCAGCCUCCUUGUCCCGAGGGAUAUGAGUGGGUCAAGAAAUAUGGUCGAUCCUGUUUUAAACUGGUUGAAAGAGACUUUGAAAAUGCUCAAGGAUAUCGGUUUGGAAAUGUGCAGAUCCUUGAGGACCAAUGUCGGCAAGAUGGAACACGAUUGGCCAAAGCUGUCAAUGCGAGACAAUCUCAAGCUUUGGUUGACUGGUUGAACACCAGAGAACCUUGGUUAAGUGAAAACACGAAUGCUCAAAUCUAUCUGGGCAUGAAAUGGAGGGGCUAUAACGACACUAUGCUUUCCAAGGAAUUCAAUCAAGCUCGCUUCUUGCGGCAUUUUAAGGCGUUUACUAAUGACACUGGGUUACCUGGAAGCUGUUUCAUUCUCACGUCCAAUACAACAGAUGGAACACUGAUCCAUGAAAGAUGCAAUUACAAAAAUACCAGGAUACAAGUUUUGGGAUUGUGCCAAUAUGAGGAAUGCAUCACCGAGGACAAUCAACUCUGCGUCUUCCCUUUCAAAUAUCAAGGCCGGCAAUAUGACACUUGUGUGACCUUGGGACCCAAACAAAGUCCAUGGUGUAGUACGCAAGUGGACGUCAACGGAGUUCACAUACCUGGGAGUUGGGGCAACUGUUCCACUUCUUGUUCCGUCAAUAAUUGUCCAAUCGGUUUCAUGAGAGGCUUCCCCGAUUACGCUUGUUACAAAGUGAGCAGUCCAUUGGUGAUGAAAAAUCAUUUUGAAAGUCUUCCUUGAUAUCGUGGUCUUUAGACUUCAGGCCACUUGCUGGAGGAUUCGGUUCAGGGCUUGGAUGAAGCUCAAAACCAAUGCUCUUCACUUGGUGCCCGAUUAUGGGAAAUGCGUACAUUGGGGAUCCAAACUCAAAUCAGUUGGGUGGACAAGCAUUUGCUUCGGGAUCACUUUGUGUUCAAGGAAAAUGGUUUGCAGGAUUACACUCUCACCGGACUAAUCUUGCAACCAUUGGAUGGAAAAUUGUACCCUCAUCACGCGUCUGAUGGGACUCCAAUGGAUCCAUUUAUAUUCGAUCAGGCUAGACUUCUUGAAAGCGAUUCCGAUCCGAGUAAAAGAUGCUUAGCCUAUAAAGGACAAUAUUUAUUACCCAUCCCUUGCUCAGGAUAUCAUGAUGGUAUGAAUAGAAACCAGUUUAUCAGAAUUGUUUCAGUUCUUAUGCUUAUGGCCAUAUGAAACCAGCAAAAUGAGAA
Molecule: messenger RNA, 1702 nt
Organism: Tigriopus californicus
Lineage: Eukaryota; Metazoa; Arthropoda; Copepoda; Harpacticoida; Harpacticidae
Exons: 6
Coding region: 12-1235 (407 amino acids)
Source: RefSeq, a predicted model, not a curated record